Photinus pyralis (common eastern firefly) is the source of this 1029-nucleotide messenger RNA. Its product is annotated as fatty acid synthase-like. The record is from RefSeq and is a predicted model, not a curated record. Bases 1 to 1029 code for a protein of 342 amino acids. Gene Ontology annotation, molecular function: fatty acid synthase activity; 3-oxoacyl-[acyl-carrier-protein] synthase activity. The transcript is spliced from 4 exons. NCBI's taxonomy places the organism in Eukaryota, Metazoa, Arthropoda, Insecta, Coleoptera, Lampyridae. Gene Ontology annotation, biological process: fatty acid biosynthetic process.
AUGGGAACGAAUACCAGUCCAAACUUUGGCCUGACGGGGGGUUCUCGGUCGAUGACUGCGCAACGAAUCAGUCACUACCUCAAUCUGAGAGGGCCUUCGCAUACUGUUGACACGGCGUGCAGCAGCUCACUUUACGCUUUGGAGCACGCGUACCGAGCCAUUCGGACAGGUCGAUGCGACAGCGCAUUACUGGGUGGUGUCAGCUUGUGCUUAAACUCCAUAACAUCCCUGCAGUUUGCUCGAUUAGGUGUUCUAAGUCCGGAAGGGAUGUGUAGGCCGUUUGAUGAAGAUGCGAAUGGUUACUCACGCUCCGAGACCGUUUCCGUUGUCUUUCUGCAAAAAGCUAAGGAUGCUCGUCGCAUUUACGCACAGUUGCUGCACACAAAAACAAACAGCGGCGGCUAUAUCGAGCAAGGGAUAACGUUCCCGUCGAGCGAAAUGCAAAAGGUCCUCUUACAGGAGACGUACGAGGAAUGCCGACUAGAUCCCACCGUAGUUGACUUCGUCGAAGCGCACGCCACCGGUACCAAGGUCGGCGAUCCCGAGGAAAUGGCCGCGCUGGACGAAGUCUUCUGUACCAAACGCGACACACAACUGAUCGCCGGCUCCAUCAAGUCCUACGUUGGUCAUGCUGAGGGUGCGAGCGGAAUGUGCUCGCUGGUCAAGGUUCUGAUCGGAAUGGAGGACGACUGCCUUUUGCCAAACAUUCACUACAGCAAACCGCGGCAGAGCAUAAAGGCUUUGGUCGAGGGUAGAAUGGUGGUCCCUUUGGACAAAAUGCCGUGGCCGGAAAACGGCUCGGGAGUGGUUACGGUUAACUGCUUCGGCGUUGGCGGAUCGAAUGCGCACCUUAUCCUCAAGAGGUUCGAGCAACGCAAAGUUAAUGGAGGACUGCCCCAAGAUGACUUACCGCGGCUGAUGUGCGUAAGUGGUCGCGUGCCGGAAUCGCUGGAAAGCAUCUUCGAUGACAUCGGUGGUCGUAAGCUGGACGCCGAGUAUUGCAGGUUACUUCAAGCGACAUUCAAGUAA